UGAACGUGUGUAAGAAUGCAAGGUCAUAUACAGUACACCCCCAUCCCCCCCUCCUCUCCCAUCCUUGUCAUUAACUUAUCUUUAUGUUUAGGUAUCCUGGCCCUAGGCUCCUCUGUUCCUCAGCGUUUACGUCAGGGACGUCAAGGGUCUUCCCGCCAGGGUCGCCAAGGAACUUCCUACCUCCCUCCAGCAGAUGAACCCCUUCCCUCUGCCUCCAACCAAGCCCCGAGUGAGACUUAUGGUGCUGCUUCUGAGGAUAUCCAAGCAUAUGAUGAUGCUCCUUUAAGUAGUUACGGAGCAGCUGAUGAAUCAAUUGCUCCAGCUGACAGUUAUGGAGCUGCAUCCGAAGAAGCUAUUCCGGCCCCAGUUGACAAUGUAGAAGCUGAUCUUCGAUCUGAUGAUUUUGCUGAGGCACCUGUUGAUAACUAUGGUGCUGCCUCUGAACUGGAUUCCGCUGCUGCAGAGGAAGCCUAUGAUGAUUAUGAUCCUUCUGAUGUUCCCACUGAUCAGGCUGCUCCCCCAACCUAUACAGGCUCUAAUGUCAGUGAUGAGCCUGAAGGAGAUACUGGAAUCAAAAUGUUGAUGAAUGCUGUUCCCGGCGUACCUGGAGAAGACUACCCAAUUUAUGGUGAUAUUCCUGAAACUGCUUUCUCUUGUGAUGGUCAAGUAGAUGGAGGUUACUAUGCUGACUCUGGAGCUGAAUGCCAGGUAUUCCAUAUCUGCACUGCUGAUGGUCAAGGAGGUCUUGCCAAGUACAGCUUCCUCUGUCCUAAUGGAACCAUCUUUAACCAGAACUACUUCAUCUGCGACUGGUGGUUCAACUUUGACUGCUCCGAAGCUGAAGCUAUUGCUUCAGAAAAGAAUUCCGAGCUUGCUGCUGCCCGAGCUGAAGCAUCUGAGGCUGCUGCUGAUGCUAGUAACGAUGUUCCCACUUAUGCUGAUGCUAGCAACAAUGUUCCAUCUUAUUCUGAAGCUGAUACUUUCAGUGCAGAUGCUGGCUAUGGAGCCCCUGAAGCUGCAGAUGCGUUUAGCCCGGAAGAAGGAUAUGGAGCACCAGAAGCCGCAGAAGCUAUCAGUCCUGAGGUUGGAUACGGAGCACCUGAGGCAUCUGAUGCUUUCAGUCCUGAAGAAGGAUAUGGUGCUCCUGAAGCAUCUGAUUCUCUAGCAUCCUACGGUCAGGCUGCAUACGCUGGACGUGUAUAAUCAGUGUGUAUAUCUCUACCCUGCAAUCAACAUUGGAUAUCCCCCUAAUGGCACGGAUUCAAAUGGAUCUUUGAAUGCAGACCCAGAUGUGCUUGUGGCAUUAAACCAAGUUCUAGUCUCUCUUUGUUGUAAUUUAUUGACCAAGUUUAUUUAUUGGAAAAUUGCGGAUCUUAUCCUGCUCCUGACCACGCGGGUAAAAUGAUAAAUGAAUGGGUCUAAGUGCACCAAUAAAUAUAUUUAUAAUGAACCCUG
Molecule: messenger RNA, 1455 nt
Organism: Eurytemora carolleeae
Lineage: Eukaryota; Metazoa; Arthropoda; Copepoda; Calanoida; Temoridae
Exons: 2
Coding region: 16-1203 (395 amino acids)
Cellular component (GO): extracellular region
Molecular function (GO): chitin binding
Source: RefSeq, a predicted model, not a curated record